GAGAGAGAAAGAGAGAGAAAGCGUUCAGAUCAUUGAGUAUUGAAUAUCGCAUGAGUUUUAAUUCAGUGUUAAUUUUCGAGAAAAGAAAUAACUAAAAAAAGCGUUAUCCGUAUUAUCAGUGCACAGGAUAUCUUUGAUAAGAGUGUAUUUAUUAGGUAUCGAUUCGUUUUAACCAGCAGAAAUCGAUGGCGUCUUCGUGUAUGAUACUGCGACGUGGUAUCGCGACUUCCUGCAUUUGUCAUGGGAAGCGAAAUUUUCGAAAAUUCUUACUAUACAAUAAACGUGGCAGUCGUAACUUCAAAGAGCAACAGGCGAAAAAUCCAGAUCCUGAUAUACCAAUAGAUAAGAGAGGUGUAAAAGAUACUGGAUACAAAGUAGAUGGUAAAUUUGUUCAUGUGCCAGAGAUGGUUCCUGAAUUAAUUGUUCCUUCAUUAGAAGGGUUCACUUUAAAACCAUAUGUGUCAUACAGAGUGGAAAACUUUACGGAACCCGAAUUUACUGCACAAGAUUUGUUCGACGCGGUAUAUUCUAAUAAAAUAAAGGAAGACUUUGCAAAUAAUCAGUUGGCUGAGAAUGGAGAGCCAUUGAAUCCUAGCGAUUAUGAAAAGCUUACGCAGCAACAAGCUAAGGACAAUGCCAGCAAAACAGGUUGUGACAUUUUUGACGCAGGAAGAAAAUUGUAAAAGUUUUUACUCUUUAGUAUCUAUGAUUCUCUAAUAUUUAAAUGUGUAUAUUUUUCUCUCUUCUAUGUCGAAAUAAAAAUCUUAAACAUGUUCCAGAACUACAUUAAUAUGAA
Formica exsecta is the source of this 796-nucleotide messenger RNA. RefSeq names its product 39S ribosomal protein L41, mitochondrial (gene mRpL41). Lineage: Eukaryota; Metazoa; Arthropoda; Insecta; Hymenoptera; Formicidae. Gene Ontology annotation, molecular function: structural constituent of ribosome. Bases 186 to 683 code for a protein of 165 amino acids. The transcript has 3 exons. The record is from RefSeq and is a predicted model, not a curated record. Gene Ontology annotation, biological process: translation. Gene Ontology annotation, cellular component: mitochondrial large ribosomal subunit.